Molecule: messenger RNA, 904 nt
Organism: Chaetomium fimeti
Lineage: Eukaryota; Fungi; Ascomycota; Sordariomycetes; Sordariales; Chaetomiaceae
Exons: 1
Coding region: 356-811 (151 amino acids)
Source: RefSeq, a predicted model, not a curated record
GUGCUGCAACACUGGAAGACAGCAGCAAAGCUGCGGCGGCAGCUUGCUUGACGAGAGAGGUCAUGUUGUUUUGGUGUCUUCGUGUAAGUCGAGACCAAUUGAGAGUAGGUGGUCACCGAAUGAGAGAAUAUGGAAAUCCGUCUCGCUUCUCUCGUGAGGUGAACGGGCCUGUUAUGAAACAAGGGCCUGUAGUUCGGGCACCGAGAGGGAUGGGAGGGAACAAUGGGAGACGUCAUGCAAACCACCAAAUUCUUUGCCUAGACAUCGCGAGGGGCCAUUCAACCAUGGGGCCAAUGGUGCAACUGGGUAUGCCAAGCUCUUGUCCUGCUUGCCGGGUCAAACACGAACGCCAUUGAUGCCAUCCCAUCCAAUGCGGGCUAUCGAAUGGGCGGGACAAGAUCCCAAUCCGUUGUCUUCGGUUCAUCCCAACUUGGGCCAAAGCCGGUUGGUCCGAGCUAGGGUUGGCUGGCGUCACUGGGCACAGCUGGACCGAGCCGCAACGUAUCGAAAACCUCGAGUGUUGCACAAUGUUUGGGGCUUGCGGGAGCUGAGGAGACUCGGAGAGCUUGGGGCUGCUUGGUGUGGUUGCAUUGCGGCCUUGAGCACCUGGUCGUUGUUUCUUUCAGCGACCUUCCUGAUGUCAUCCCCUCCUUCCUUUCCUGCACGCCGAGGCCUAGGCCACCACGAAGUGCGUGUCCACGGGCUUUCCGUUGGCUCAGGCGAGGGAAGGUGCCGAAGAUUCCGAAUCCUCUCUCGUAGUCAGCACCGACUAAUACAGCAAUCGCCUUGGCGCCGGGCACUCUCGUUUUGAUGACCCUACGCCGAGACACGAGCAGAGGGGGUCAACAAAACAUCAACCACCAUGUCAUACACUCAAAACCGUCUCUAGGCGAGGGAUAUCCCG